UCUGUCUCUCUCUGUCUCUCUCUGUCUCUCUCUGUCUCUCUCUCUCUCUCUCUCUCUCUCUCUCUCUCUCUCUCUCUCUCUCUCUCUCUCUCUCUCUCUCUCUCUCUCUCUCUCUCUCUCUCUCUCUCUCUCUCUCUCUCUCUCUCUCUCAGUGAUCUCAGUGAGAACCAGAUUCAGGGGGUUCCCAGGAAAGCCUUCAGAGGAGCCGUAGAAAUCAAGAACCUCCAGCUGGAUUAUAACCAGAUCAGCUGUAUAGAGGACGGAGCGUUCAGAGCUCUACGAGACCUGGAAGUACUAACUCUGAACAACAACAAUAUCAGUCGUCUGUCGGUGGCUAGUUUCAACCACAUGCCCAAACUGAGAACCUUUCGUCUCCACUCCAACAACCUGUUGUGCGACUGCCACGUGUCCUGGUUGUCAGAGUGGUUGAGACAGCGUCCCCGUCUGGGUCUCUACACACAGUGCAUGUCCCCUCCGACCAUGAGGGGACACAACGUGGCUGAGGUCCAGAAGAAAGAGUUCCUCUGCACAGGCCACCAGUCGUCCCCUUCCUGCAGUGUUCUCCAGUGUCCUGAGUCGUGUACCUGCAGUAACAACAUAGUGGACUGUAGAGGAAAGAGCCUUACCGAGAUACCUGGCAACCUGCCUGAGACCAUCACAGAGAUUCGGUUGGAACAGAAUUCUAUCAAGAGUCUUCCUGCCGGAGCCUUCUCUCCGUACAAGAAGCUACGCAGAAUAGAUCUCAGUAAUAACCAGAUAUCAGAACUGGCCCCAGAUGCUUUCCAAGGCCUGAGAUCUCUCAACUCUCUGGUCCUCUAUGGGAAUAAGAUCACGGAAAUCUCCAAAGGAUUGUUGGAGGGACUGUUCUCUCUGCAGCUACUGUUGUUGAAUGCUAAUAAGAUAGCGUGUCUGCGUGUGGAUGCGUUCCAGGACCUCCACAACCUCAACUUGCUCUCUCUAUACGACAACAAACUGCAGACCAUCGCUAAGGGAACCUUUGCUUCACUACGAGCCAUACAGACCCUCCACCUGGCCCAGAACCCGUUUAUCUGUGACUGCCAUCUGAAGUGGCUGGCUGACUACCUCCAAGACAACCCGAUUGAGACCAGCGGGGCUCGCUGCACCUCCCCCCGUCGCCUCGCCAACAAACGCAUCGGACAGAUCAAGAGCAAGAAGUUCCGCUGUUCAGGUAGAGAGACACACAGAGACACACAGAGUCACACAGAGACACACAGAGAGACACACAGAGAGACACACAGAGACACACAGAGACACACAGAGACACACAGAGAGACACACAGAGACACAGACACACAGAGAGAUACAGAGAGACAGAGAGAUACAGAGAACACAGAGAGAUACAGAGACACACAGAGAGAUACAGAGACACACAGAGACACACAGAGACACACAGAGAGAUACAGAGAGACACAGAGAGACACAGAGAGACACUGAGACACACAGAGAGAU
This is a messenger RNA of Salvelinus fontinalis (brook trout), 1470 nucleotides long. RefSeq names its product slit homolog 2 protein-like. Gene Ontology annotation, molecular function: Roundabout binding; heparin binding. Bases 349 to 1455 code for a protein of 368 amino acids. The transcript is spliced from 10 exons. Gene Ontology annotation, biological process: negative regulation of cell growth; negative chemotaxis; retinal ganglion cell axon guidance. The record is from RefSeq and is a predicted model, not a curated record. NCBI's taxonomy places the organism in Eukaryota, Metazoa, Chordata, Actinopteri, Salmoniformes, Salmonidae.